Molecule: messenger RNA, 487 nt
Organism: Geodia barretti
Lineage: Eukaryota; Metazoa; Porifera; Demospongiae; Tetractinellida; Geodiidae
Source: the annotation of a GenBank genome assembly
ACCGUUCGCGAGAAAGAAGUUGUUUGUUAGACAUGCCGGGCCAGAGGUGUUGUGUAUGUGGAAAUUCUCGAGCGAACGAACCAGCAGUAGGAUUUCACCGCUUUCCCCAAAAGAACCUCGAGAGGAGAGCUGUGUGGUUAAGCGUGUUUGGCAAGACCGAGGACGAUGUCACAUCUAACAGCCGGGUUUGUUCGAGGCACUUUCCAGGUGGAGCAGCCACCAGCGCAAAUCAGACAGCCGUGCUCUCUACCAUGUACCUGUCAGCUGUGGGUUAUGGCAUGGUGUUUGGUGGAAUAUACAUCAAUAGCACAUCUGAUGACGAUGUAACAGAUCAAUUAAAAGAUUAUGAUAACGGUUUAAAGCUCAUGUUUGCUGGAGGGAUUGUUACUACUUUAUUCUUGGUAUGUUGUGUGUUAGUGUUUAUUGUAUAAUAUCAGAGAGUCGGUUAGACUCUCUAUAUAGGGACGACACGGUGAAAUCUCACGUG